AUGGCUGAUCCUCGCCUGGAAAGGCAAUUGCGCUAUUAUUUCAGUGAUAAGAACCUCUGGAAGGAUGAGUGGUUGGUGAACCAGCUGGGUGCUGAGGCAACUGGCUAUAUUUCUGCAGAUAUCAUUGCUGGGUUCAAUCGAGUACAGCAAAUCACCAACGAUUUCGACUUGAUUGUAUCAAGUUUACAGAGAAUCGUGGAGCUUGAGGUCAGUGAUGUGGAGGGAAAGGUGCAGGUGCGACGACGCUAUCCACUGCCACCAAAACCACAAGUCGAGCUGGACACACCCUGCAAUGAAACUGCCGCUGACGAGCAGGAACUCCAGGUCGCUUCAACACCUGUGCCCGAUGAUCUGGGAAACCUUGCUUCCUUAGAUGAAUUCUUUCUGACUGGAUUUCGCAGAGUUCCCAAAACAGGUGUCAUUUUCGUGAUGGAUGAAGCCAGCAAAGCUGGAUACUCCGCUUCGACUGCACAAGAAUGGGCGAAUUUGGGGCAAGGGUCGCCGGAGACCACGAAGGCCAAGAACUGGCCUACGAAUGUAAGAAAGCGCUUGACAGAGCUGGUCGAGAAAGGGAAGCUGACAUCGGAACUCGGCCCGUUCCAACUUCAGGCUCUGGAAGUGAACGAGGAGAAUUUGCACUAUGGCAGCGUUAAUGGGGACUGGGCUUUGCGCCGUGCAGUGGCUCGACUCUACAACGAGAUCUAUCGCAAAGGCAAAAGCUCCCUGUAUUCUGCGGAGAACGUGGCUAUAGUUGGUGGGGGCCGUCUCGCCCUGACACGUUUGUGUUGUGCAAUGGACAACGUCAAUUUGGGUCAUUUCCUGCCGGACUACACAGCUUAUGCCGAACUCUUGAGCCAGUUCAAAACCAUCAACUCCAUUCCUAUUCCCCUGGAUCCGAAGAACAACUUCCGGAUCACAUUACAGGAGCUCCGACGCGAGAUUGUUGGUCGUGGCCUUUCCGUUCUUCUUUUGUCAAAUCCGUGCAAUCCAACUGGUCAGCUGGUGGAGGGCGAAGAGCUGAAGAAUUGGGUUCGGAUCGCCAGAGAGACUCAAUGCUCUAUUGUGUUAGAUGAGAUCUAUUCCCGUUACAUCUACACACAGCGAAUGUCGCCAACGGAUGCGACAUGGCGCACUGUUUCAGCAGCUCAGUUUGUGGAGGAUGUGGACAGAGAUCCUAUAAUCAUUCUCGAUGGCUUGACCAAGUGCUGGAGGAUGCCAGGUUUGCGUGUGUGUUGGAUUGUGGGCCCAAAGUCCUUGAUCGACUCUGUUGGAGCGGCUGGAUCCUUCCUGGACGGAGGCCCCUCGCUUCCUACACAGAGGUCCUGCGUCCCGUUGGUCAACCCGAAGGAUGUAAUUGAGCAAACCAUCAUGCUCCAGGUACUUUUCAGUCAUAAGCGAGACUUCCUGCUCCGAAGAUUGCAGGAUAUGGGUAUCGUCGUGGAGCAUCCGCCGCAGGGCACCUUUUACUGCUGGUGCGAUAUCUCCAAGCUUCCAGCUCCAUUGAAUAAUUGCUGGGGCUUCUUCCGUGAGCUGCUGCGAGAGAAGGUCAUUGUCACUCCCGGCGUCUUCUUCGAUGUGAACCCAGGGAGCCGGAGGAAGUUCAACAGCUAUGACUCCUUCAUCCGGCUGUCAUAUGGGCCAAGUUUCAAGGAGGUGCAACGUGGCCUGGACGGCAUGCAGCGUGUCAUCGAGCGCCAUCGAAUGAAGCGGAUCGAAGAAGACACAGCCAGCACACGCUCCUUCGGGUAG
Symbiodinium sp. CCMP2592 is the source of this 1749-nucleotide messenger RNA. The record is from the annotation of a GenBank genome assembly. NCBI's taxonomy places the organism in Eukaryota, Dinophyceae, Suessiales, Symbiodiniaceae.